AUGCAAGUGAGAUUUCCUGAGGUGUCCAAUAAUUCUCAUCAAAAGCUACAAGGUCUUAGAGCACAACUAAGUUUUUUGCCUCGAACUGAUGGCUCUUGUGCCUUGGAACAAGGUGCCACUGUAAUAUGGUGCGGAAUCAAUGGUCCUGGUAACGCUUCUUCGAAGCGACUCAGUGAGCGUCUGCUCAUUGACAUCCUUUAUAAGCAUGCUUAUGGACUAAAGGAAUCUGUUAAGAUUAAUCGAUUAUUGGGUGCUGCAUUGAAACAUACAAUAGAUCAUGUUCACUAUCCGCGUAUUGUUCUGAAUGUCACCCUGCAGUUAUUACAGAAAGGUGGCUGUGAGGCAGCUGCAGCUUUAAAUGCUGCUUGUUUGGCAGCUCUCGACUUAGGUAUUAUUAUGAAUGGGAUGUUUUGUGGAGUUACUGUGGCAGUUUCUCAAGGACAUCUCAUUCUGGAUCCAGUUUGUGCACAAUGCUCUUCUGCCGAUACAGUCUAUACAUUUGCAUUUUAUUCGAGUGGAGAAGAAUCGACGAAAACAGUGGCUUGUGAUACGGAUGGAACAUUCGAAUACAGUACAUUUGAAGCUGCAAGAACACUGGCUAAACGUGCAUCUGCCGAUAUUUUCAUAUUUUACCGAGAAAUUUUGCAAAGGAAACUUAGCGUUGAUAUUUGGAAGUAG
Molecule: messenger RNA, 678 nt
Organism: Brugia malayi
Lineage: Eukaryota; Metazoa; Nematoda; Chromadorea; Rhabditida; Onchocercidae
Gene: Bma-crn-5
Exons: 4
Coding region: 1-678 (225 amino acids)
Biological process (GO): nuclear mRNA surveillance; poly(A)-dependent snoRNA 3'-end processing; U4 snRNA 3'-end processing
Cellular component (GO): cytoplasmic exosome (RNase complex); nuclear exosome (RNase complex); nucleolus
Source: RefSeq, a predicted model, not a curated record